Suillus subaureus is the source of this 276-nucleotide messenger RNA. RefSeq lists its product as uncharacterized. The coding region runs from base 1 to 276 and encodes 91 amino acids. NCBI's taxonomy places the organism in Eukaryota, Fungi, Basidiomycota, Agaricomycetes, Boletales, Suillaceae. The record is from RefSeq and is a predicted model, not a curated record. The transcript has 4 exons.
AUGCAGAUUUUAAACAGCAGCAAGCUUGUGCAAAAGGCAUGGGCAAAAUGUACUGCAAAUGAAUGGAAUCUGUCUGCUAAGUGCCUUACUAGCAAAAAGGCAAAAGCUGCACUGGAGAUCAAUGUGAAGAUUGGAAAUGCAGUAGGGAUAGAUUUACCCAGUGGAGAUGGUCUUGUAGGGCAGGGCUAUUGUGUGGAUCCUGCCAUGCUCAUAGAAGAUGAAGACAUAGGAUUCUAUCACUCAGGAGGUGACAUGGAAAGCAUUUGGGCUCAUUGA